CAGAGGGUAUUAUCAUAUUAUAGGUGAUCAAUAAAGUUGUUGUGUUGUAUAGGCUAGCUAGCUCCUGCAAUGCAAGUACAGACAGUUAUUAUUAUCAGCAUCCAGCUGUUUUCUCUUGCUGCAGCCACAUUGACCACCAUCCCCACUGUGGCCUGUCCUGGUGACACUGUUACCUUCACCUGUACUCUGCCUGGUACUCUCAUACGAUGGGACGUCACUCCACCACAAGGUGCCCGAUUCAGUAUAUCUUUAAGGACCAGCAACACUGAUGAGACACGAGCUAAUCCAGCAUUCCGAGGUGUUCUCACUGACUCCAAUGGAGCAAUGCUCACUGCCACUCUCACCUCACUGUCUGAGGCCUCCACUGUGGAAGGUACUAUGGUGGAGUGUGUGGGAGUGAGCUCACGAGAGGGUCCUCUCACUAUCACUGUGGCUGAUCCACCCUCUCCUCCACUCAAUGCAAGAGUAUCCUCCACUUUAAAUCAACCCAGCUCCUCUAAUAUCACUCUGUACUGGGACCCUCCCUCCUUUACUGGUGGUGUGUCUGUCAGCUAUGUCCUCACUAUCUCCCCAACACCUCUCUCCAAGUCACCAGUCACCGUGGAGACUACCUCAGCACAGAUAACUGUCUCCUACAACACACCCUACAAUGUGACUAUCAGAGCUAUCAACUGUGUUGGAAUGAGUGAAAGUUCAAUUGUGGAUAUGAUUGUGUGCCCCACACUGUCUACUGCUGCUGGUGUGACCAUCACCAACACACCUCCUGUCACUAUUGGUGGAUCCAUGCUCACCUUCACUUGUAGUGGAGACAGUGAAGUGAUAACCUCAACCUGUGGCAGUAGUGGGUGGUCUCCUGACCCUGGGACCUUUGACUGUGGCACCCCAGUUACAGAUCCCCCAGUCACCUGUGGCUCCCCAGCUGUACCAUCUAGAGGUAGUGUGGACAUCAGUGGUGGGACACCACCCUUCUCACUGGGUUCAGAGGUCAUCUAUCGCUGUGAUGAGGGACUGUUCCCCCCUGAUGUGAGGACCAGUACAUGCACUGAUGUGGAGGGUAGGGGAGAGUGGGUGGAGAAUCCUAGGAGCUUGGUGUGCAGGGAGAGGCCAGUCAACUGCUCUUUACCCUCGGAGCCAUCCAACGGAACUAUAGUGGACUAUGAGAGGUUGAAUGAGACAGUGUUUGAGGGAACAGUGCUGACUUACCAGUGUGGCAAUGGAUUCUCACUGACUAGACCCAACACCAUCACUUGCACUAAUGCUGGAGUCUGGAGCACUGAGCCUGAGGCAAUAAUGUGUGUGUCACCAACUGAAGCUCCGACUGCUGCCACCCUAUCAACUGGUGUAACUCUUGCCAUCAGUGUUACUAGUACUUUCGUUGCAUCUACUAUCCUUGGAUUUCUCGCUGGACUCCUAGUGAUGUACUCAUUCACGCGUAAGAAGGCAGUGUACUUCACAAGAAAAACAGCAUUAUCUGUUGUAGAACCCACUAAACCAGUUGAACCUGUUUAUGAGGAGGUGUCACCCAAAGAGGAGAUUGAACUGAACACUAACCAGGCGUAUGGACCAUUAGGACUGUGAAUUAAACUUUGUGCUACUAACUUUUGAACUAUCAUUAUGCAUAUAAUUAUGUUUUCUAGCCAGUAUUAUAAGUGUUUCACCUGCUAUAUAGUUUGCUAACCAUUUACUUCAAUCAUAAUUAUAAUAACAUAAUAAUGUUUGUUAA
This is a messenger RNA of Halichondria panicea, 1723 nucleotides long. RefSeq names its product sushi, von Willebrand factor type A, EGF and pentraxin domain-containing protein 1-like. The record is from RefSeq and is a predicted model, not a curated record. Bases 70 to 1578 code for a protein of 502 amino acids. Gene Ontology annotation, molecular function: protein binding. The transcript is spliced from 7 exons. NCBI's taxonomy places the organism in Eukaryota, Metazoa, Porifera, Demospongiae, Suberitida, Halichondriidae.